This is a messenger RNA of Protobothrops mucrosquamatus (brown spotted pit viper), 1116 nucleotides long. It is a transcript of the gene DCHS2, whose product is annotated as dachsous cadherin-related 2. Gene Ontology annotation, molecular function: calcium ion binding. Gene Ontology annotation, biological process: homophilic cell-cell adhesion. Gene Ontology annotation, cellular component: membrane. The record is from RefSeq and is a predicted model, not a curated record. NCBI's taxonomy places the organism in Eukaryota, Metazoa, Chordata, Lepidosauria, Squamata, Viperidae.
AUGGUAGAAAUCGAACUAUCAAAAUGUUUUGAAUUUCCCACUCUGGAACUGCUGUGGCUGAGGCGGCUGGACCGGGACCGGGCAGCUACCCAUCGCUUGCUGGUUAAAGCUUGGGACGGCGGCAGCCCUCGCCGGAGCGGGCGCCUCCGGGUAGCGGUCCAAAUACUGGAUGAGAACGACAACGCUUUGCACUUUGAGCCACGCGAGUAUCGCGCCCACCUACGGGAAGACGCGCCUUCAGGAACUGCCGUGUGUCGGGUUUUCGGCACCGACUCGGAUCUGGGUGUCAACGGAGAGGUGAGUUACGUGCUCAGCCGCCGCCAGGGCGACUCUUCUGCGGCGACCCACUUCGAGCUGGGCGAGCGCAGCGGGUUGCACCGUUUGCGCCGGCUCCGCGCUAACCACCGCCGCGACGGCGAUGCCCAGCCCGAAGUGGCGGCCGCCUUGGUUGCCGUGGAAGGACUGGACGUGAGCGACAACCCGCCAGUCAUUCGGUUGCUCUACCUCCCCGAGGCCGGUGCCAGCGCCUCGGAAGGGGCGCGGUCGGGGGACUACAUAGCCCGCGUGUCUGUCUCUGACCCCGACGAACAACCGGGAAAGAGGACUGGCGAGGGGAGUUCGAGAGGCGGCCUGGAGCUGAGCCUGGAAGGCGGCGACGGCGCCUUUUCGCGGCGACGCUCUGGCGGCGACAGCGGCGUCUAUUCCCUGUGCGUGGAAGGCUCCUUAGGCCGGGAGAGCCGCCGGGCUUACGAGCUGUGCUUGACGGCUGUCGACGCUGCCCUCCCGCCGCUCUCCUCGCCCCGCGCGCUGGGCCUCCGCGUGGCCGACCAGAACGACCAGGCUCCCGCCUUCGCGCAGCCUCGGAAGCCGCCUCGCCUGGCGCGGUGCUCUUGCACCUCAGCCGCCUUGGUCCCCCGCCCAGGCUCACCGCGCGCUUUUCCUCCUCGACCCGCUCAGCGGCGGCGGCGUCCUCAGGCUCCGAGCCGCCCUGGAUCGCGAGCGGGAAGCGGGCUGGUGCAUCUGUGGGCGCCGGCCCGGGAUAUGGGCGAGCCGCCCCUCUCGUGGCGGAUGCCAACGACCACGAACCCGUCUUCAGACGCCAAGUCUACAACGUGA